This is a messenger RNA of Phacochoerus africanus (Common warthog), 4692 nucleotides long. It is a transcript of the gene ZHX2, whose product is annotated as zinc fingers and homeoboxes 2. Lineage: Eukaryota; Metazoa; Chordata; Mammalia; Artiodactyla; Suidae. Gene Ontology annotation, biological process: regulation of transcription by RNA polymerase II. Gene Ontology annotation, molecular function: DNA binding; DNA-binding transcription factor activity, RNA polymerase II-specific. The coding region runs from base 921 to 3437 and encodes 838 amino acids. The transcript is spliced from 5 exons. The record is from RefSeq and is a predicted model, not a curated record. Gene Ontology annotation, cellular component: nucleus.
CAGAAAUUCCACCGAGUCCGUUACUGGGCUCAGACUUUUAAGUUAAUUUACUGCCCACCCCCCAACCUUGGCUAGUAACCAGCGCCUUUAGGGUUGGCCUCCCCCCCAGCUCUCGCCUGAAAAUGACAUUUCGCCGGCGUCUCCGGAGGGGGCUGAAUUUCACUUUGUAACUUUCUGCGGAACCCGAGCCCGGGUGGCAGCUCGGGUGGUGGUAUCGUAUGCAAAUACGCAUGCUGACGUUACAGAUCAUGUGGGUUUUGGCGUAGAUUCCCCACUGAUCGAGACAUUUUUUUCCCCUUUUUUUUCUUCUUUUUUUUUUUUUUCUUUUAAAAAUUUUGGCCACUGUUCUCCGUACGGGGGCUUCUUCUGUCUGUCUGUCUGGCAGGCUGGCUUUCCCCCUCUUUCCCACGGAGCCCGAGCCGGGCGCCCGGUGAGGAGUGGGGAGUGGGUGGGGGGAGCCAGCAGAGUUCCAUUUUGGAACGCCCGUGCCGCGUCUCCACGUUCCCAGCCCGGGUCCCCGCGUUCCCAGCCCCGGCGCAGGUCUUGACGCCCUGACUGCCCUCGGAGUCAAAGUGUAGAAAGAUUCCCAGGAUGUAAGCAAUCCAGGACUGGAAGCCUCCGGGUGGUGUUCAUCUAAGUCGGGCGUAACUCGCAAGACCAUGUGGUGCAGACCCAACUGAAGUCAGAGGAACCGCUCAAGAAUAUAUGAUGCUGCCUCUUGUGUUCAGCCGUUGGAGCACUUACAGUUUUCUGUGCUGAAAUCAUUCUGGAAACCCUAGACUUCAGCAUUCAAGGGAAGCCAAAGCCAUUGGAAGGGGCGUAAAGCCAAAAGCCUUUGAUCUUAGAAUCCCAAAAAUCUCACUGCCCCUUCCCUGCCCACCCCCUCCGGCCCCCCAUAUAAGCCAUUGCACACAGGCAACAUGGCGAGCAAACGAAAAUCCACAACCCCGUGCAUGGUUCGGACAUCACAGGUAGUGGAACAAGACUUGCCCGAGGAAGGAGACAGGGCCAAAGAGAAAGGAAUCAGCACGCCACAGCCGGAAACGGCCAAGGACACGUGGGCAGCAGAACCUGAGAACUCUUCCAAAGAAAAUGAAGUGAUCGAGGUGAAAUCUAUGGGAGAAACCCAAUCCAAAAAACCCCAGGGCGGCUAUGAAUGCAAAUACUGCCCCUACUCCACGCAAAACCUGAACGAGUUCACCGAGCACGUCGACAUGCAGCACCCCAACGUGAUCCUCAACCCCCUCUACGUGUGUGCCGAGUGUAACUUCACAACCAAAAAGUACGACUCCUUGUCUGACCACAACGCCAAGUUCCACCCCGGGGAGACCAACUUCAAGCUGAAGCUAAUCAAGCGCAAUAAUCAGACUGUCCUGGAGCAGUCCAUCGAUGCCACCAGCCACGUCGUGUCCAUCACCAGCAGUGGCCCCGGAAGCGGGGACAGCGAUCCUGGGAUCUCAGUGAGUAAAACCCCCAUCAUGAAGCCAGGGAAACCGAAAGCUGAUGCCAAGAAGGUGCCCAAGAAGCCGGAGGAGGCUGCCCCCGAGAACCACGUGGAAGGGACCGCCCGCCUGGUAACAGACGCAGCUGAGAUCCUCUCGAGACUCGGGGGCGUGGAGCUCCUGCAGGACACGUUAGGACACGUCAUGCCUUCUGUCCAGCUGCCACCAAAUAUCAACCUUGUCCCCAAGGUCCCCGUCCCGCUGAACACUACCAAAUACAACUCUGCCCUGGACACCAACGCCACCAUGAUCAACUCCUUCAACAAGUUCCCUUACCCAACCCAGGCCGAGUUGUCCUGGCUGACAGCUGCUUCCAAACACCCAGAAGAGCACAUCAGAAUCUGGUUUGCCACCCAGCGCUUAAAACACGGCAUCAGCUGGUCCCCGGAGGAGGUGGAGGAGGCCCGGAAGAAGAUGUUUAAUGGCACCAUCCAGUCAGUCCCUCCAACCAUCACUGUGCUGCCCGCCCAGUUGGCCCCCACAAAGGUGUCACAGCCCAUCCUCCAGACUGCUCUCCCGUGCCAGAUCCUGGGCCAGACCAGCCUCGUGCUGACUCAGGUGACCAGCGGGCCAGCAACCGUCUCCUGCGCCCCCAUCACGCUUGCCGUGGCCGGGGUGACCAACCACGGCCAGAAGAGACCCUUGGUGACCCCCCAAGCUGCCCCCGAGCCCAAGCGUCCACACGUCGCUCAAGUGCCAGAGCCCCCACCCAAGGUGGCCAACCCACCACUGACCCAGACCAGCGAGCGCAAGAAGACGAAAGAGCAGAUUGCACACCUCAAGGCGAGCUUCCUCCAGAGCCAGUUCCCCGAUGACGCUGAGGUCUAUCGACUCAUCGAGGUGACCGGCCUCGCCCGGAGCGAGAUCAAGAAGUGGUUCAGCGACCACCGCUAUCGGUGUCAAAGGGGCAUCGUCCACAUCACCAGCGAAUCCCUUGCCAAAGACCAGUUGGCCAUCGCGGCCUCCCGACACGGUCGCACGUACCACGCAUACCCAGACUUUGCCCCACAGAAGUUCAAAGAGAAAACACAGGGUCAGGUGAAGAGCCUGGAGGACAGCUUUUUGAAAAGCUCCUUCCCGACCCAGGCAGAACUGGACAGGCUGAGGGUGGAGACCAAGCUGAGCAGGAGAGAGAUCGACUCCUGGUUCUCGGAGAGGCGGAAGCUUCGGGACAGCAUGGAACAGGCCGUCCUGGAUUCCAUGGGGUCCGGCAAGAAAGGCCAAGACGCCGCGGCCCCCAACGGUGCUCUGUCUCGACUUGACCAGCUCUCCGGUGCCCAGCUGGCCGGUUCUCUGCCCAGCCCCUCACCAGCAAUUACAAAAAGUCAAGAGCAGGUUCAUCUCCUGAGGAGCACGUUUGCCAGAACCCAGUGGCCAACCCCCCAGGAAUAUGACCAGCUUGCUGCAAAGACAGGCCUGGUCCGAACUGAAAUCGUGCGUUGGUUCAAAGAGAACAGAUGCUUGCUAAAAACUGGAAGCUUAAAGUGGAUGGAGCAGUACCAGCUGCAGCCCGUGGCGGAUGAGCACGGCUGCGAUGCCCCGUCGAGGAAAGGGGCCAAAACCAUCCUCACUGAGAACCCGAAAAACGGGAGUGAGGUGGGUCAGCCCUAUUACAAGGACCCCAAGAAGCUCAGCGAGGACGACCUGGAGAAGCUGGUCCCCAAGGCGAAAGCGGGCAGCGAGCAAGCAAAAGACGGUUUGCCGGUGAAGCCCUCAGAGGCCACCUCGGACAGGUCGGAGGGCAGCAGCCGGGACGGCCAGGGCAGCGACGAGAACGAGGAGUCGGGCGUCGUGGAUUGGGUGGAGGUGACGGUCGGGGAGGAGGAUGCCAUCUCUGACAGGUCGGACAGCUGGAGUCAGACGGCGGCAGAAGGCCCCGCGGAGCUGGCCGACUCGGACUCCGACAGCGUCCCCGCCGAGGCUGGCCAGGCCUAGCCAGGGAGCCUGGCAGAACUGCUGUGCUGAUAAAGGGGAUGCUCUGUCUUUGAAGAAAGAAGAGAACUUCCCUCCCCGGCUGUGGGCCACCCUGGCCAGAGACUCCAAGUGGAAGGACUUAGCAUGCGGGUGCCUGCGGCCACAGGAAUCCCAGCUGCCUUCACGCGCACGCACGUCCCAGAGGCCCGGUGGGAACUGUUCAGAGUGCCAAAGUCCUACUACUGCGUUUUCCAUGGCUCCUUGUACAUAGUUUGCUCCUCUGCCCGGGCCCCUGCCUCUUGCUAUACUGGAACCGAUUUGUACAAUGUGGGAAUUUUGUUACCUUUUUAAUCAAGGGCAACUUCCUUUUCCAGCACUACCAUUGUAAGGUUUUUUUCCAGCAGGGAGGGCGGAUCACAUGUGCUUUUCUUUUUUUUUCCGUUUUUUUUUUUUUUUUUUUUUUUUUAAUUUGGGGGAGGCGGGAUAUUAGCAUUAGUGCCAUUAUAUCUACUGGAUUUUAGGUAGGGAGGGUUCGCUUUUCAAGGUAGUUUGAAAGUGGGGAGAUUUCUUCAGGGGACAGGCUGAGGCUCAGGCAUCUGGCUUAACCCAGAGGGCCAUGUGCAGUUUAACAGAACUUCCAGAUCAAAUCCAUGUCCAGUUUUUUCCCAGCUGUCUUUGGGGUCCCUGCUUAGCCACGCACAAGGAUUUCUGAACCGACACCAGGCCAGCCUGGUCUCUGAGGUCAGACCUUGUGCCCAGCCAGCACCAAGAGAACCAGAGGGGGUGUGGCUACCCUCUGAGCGUCUUUUUAGUAACCAGCAGAAAGGGCUCCACAUGCAUUAGCGUCAUCUUUACUUUUAUAAAAUAAAAACAAAAGAUCUUCCUAACUGGAUGGUACAGAGAGGAACAGCUUGGGUUUUCGCUUCCGUUCCUGCCUUUUCUCAGCGUGGUUUUUGAUAAGAUUUCAGCUUGACGCUUCACCAUGAAUUGAUUUGUUUGCGUGUUUUGUUUUGGGCCAAUUUUAGAUUCCUGAGUGCACUUUUUUCCCUGGGUUAGUCCUAACUUUUAAAGAAGCAAAACCAAGAGACAUAUCUGGUAUACAUGUUGCAAUAUGAAUUGUGUUUGCAGUCCCUUCCCCCACCCCCACCCCCCCAAUUUGAGUACACUGCAGAAAUAAAAUGUUAGGGAGUUUGGAAAAGAAAAAAACAAUUUUUCUAACUUGUUGUUCAUUUGUUGUAACUCAAUAAAGCAAAGACUAAACAUUUUUAUAACCUUU